AUGGACGUGAUGCUCUUUCAUCCUGAAAUCGUCUUACAUUUGGAGGCCGAUCUCAACAAGCCUGCACAUAACCCAGAUAUUGUCCUCGCCCUCAUUGAACGGGGCGCGGAUAUCAACUAUAGCGGAAAACUAUUCGGAACAGCGCUGCAAGAAGCUUGUAGCAAAGGCCACCUGGACGUCGUCAAAAUCCUCAUCGAGAAUGGGGCUGACGUCAACAGCUCAGACGGACAUUUCGUAGCGCUUAGCAUAGCCUCAGAUCGAAACUACCCAGAUAUUGUCACCAUCCUCCUAGAAAAUGGCGCAGACGUCAACUAUCGGGACCUAAUGAACCUAAUGAACAGGACAGCGCUGGAACGAGCUUGUCGCAAAGGCCACCGGGAAGUCGUCAAAAUCCUCCUCGAGAACGAGGCCGUCGAUUCAAACACGAAGAUUACGGCUCGGCGCUCCACAUCACAGAGUGCAAUUCUUCUGCUAAAGCACCGUGCUGUCGCUGGCCUGCACUAUAAUCACCAAACCUACGGCACGCCACUGCAGACAGCAUCUAAGCGAGGUGCGAAGCUUGUUGUCGAAAUGCUUCUGGCGCUUGGAGCCGAUCCUAAUGUCAGAGGCGGAGAUGGUAGCUCGGCAAUCCAGGAGGCAUCACUCUAUGGCAACCAAGGUGUUGUCGAAUUGUUACUCAAGAACGGGGCUGAUGUCAAUUUCCAAGGCGAUGGGAAGACCACGGCGCUUCAGAUGGCUGCGCGACAAGGCUGGAGAGAGCUAGUUGCAUGGCUACUUGAUCACGGGGCCAAUGUCACCAUAAAAGGGGAGCUUUAUGGCACGGCACUCGAUGCGGCAACUGAACAAGGCCUCGCGGAGAUUGUAGAAAUGCUAGCCAAAAGAGGUGCCGAGUAA
This is a messenger RNA of Penicillium griseofulvum, 894 nucleotides long. RefSeq names its product ankyrin repeat domain-containing protein. NCBI's taxonomy places the organism in Eukaryota, Fungi, Ascomycota, Eurotiomycetes, Eurotiales, Aspergillaceae. Gene Ontology annotation, molecular function: protein binding. The coding region runs from base 1 to 894 and encodes 297 amino acids. The transcript is spliced from 2 exons. The record is from RefSeq and is a predicted model, not a curated record.